AAGACAACGGACAACAAAUUCUGAAAAAUUAAAGGAGACAGACGGCGGAUACAACAACGGACAGAGACGUCGGCGGCAAGUUGAGACAGCCGUGAGAGAGAAACAGAUUGCAAUCACAAGCUUCCAUCCGCAGCAUCAGCUGCAGCCAGGACGGGACAGGACAGGACAGGACAGGACCCAACGAGGAGCAGCUGGCAAAAGCUGUGGGGCACGCAGUCGAGCUACGCACUUCGCCGGAGGAGACUCGACGGCAUACUGCCACACUGGGGAACUGCAUAGACAUCGACUCGGUAGCCGUGGUGCAGCACAAGCUGGUGCACAAGAUUGUCGGUGGAAAAAAAAUGUCACCACCCGUGCUGUACUACCUGCCACCCAGUCCGCCCUGCCGCAGUAUUCUGCUAUUGGCCAAAAUGCUUGGCCUGGACUUUGAGCUGAAGAUCGUCAACAUACUGGAGGGGGAGCAGCUGAAGCCGGACUUUGUGGCCAUGAAUCCCCAACACUGUAUACCAACCAUGAACGAUGAGGGACUGGUGCUCUGGGAGAGUCGUGCUAUUCUAGCGUAUCUGGUUGCAGCCUAUGGCAAAAGCGAUGAACUCUAUCCCACGGACAUUCGUGUCCGUGCGCUGGUCGAUCAACGGCUCCAGUUCGACCUGGGCACCCUCUACUUGCGCCUCACGGACUACUAUUUCCCCACCAUGUUCAUUGGCGCUCCGCUGGAUGAGGGUAAACGCGCCAAGCUAGCCGAAGCAGUGGGCUGGCUCAAUACCAUUCUCGAUGGUCGACAAUUCGCCGCCGCCGAACACUUCACCAUUGCCGAUCUGACGCUGCUCGUCACCAUCUCCCAGCUGGAGGCCUUCGAGGACUUCGAACUGAGGCCCUAUAAGCAUAUCAGGCAAUGGCUCGAACGCUGCAAGGCGCACAUGGCGCCAUACGACUACGAGGAGCUGAAUGGCAGCAAGGCAGUCUUAAUGGGCGAUAUGUUCAGGGCCAAGAUGAAUCAGGGAGGAGCAGCCUAAUACUAUGUGUAGAAUCAAGAUUACAUUAUACCCAUGCAGAUAUCAAUUAUGUACUUGUAAGUGUUGUAUUCAAUAAACGUUGUGCACUAUUUAGAAUGG
Molecule: messenger RNA, 1115 nt
Organism: Drosophila obscura
Lineage: Eukaryota; Metazoa; Arthropoda; Insecta; Diptera; Drosophilidae
Gene: GstD11
Product: glutathione S-transferase D7
Exons: 4
Coding region: 342-1016 (224 amino acids)
Biological process (GO): glutathione metabolic process
Molecular function (GO): glutathione transferase activity
Source: RefSeq, a predicted model, not a curated record